CACAUAAACGUACUCUCUCCAACCUCGAACGCACACGCACACUCUCUAACCUCAAACACAGACAUAAACAUGGCCAAAGCAAAAUCAUCUCUCUCCAUCCUCUUCCUCUUCCACGUCCUCUUCUUCACGGCCCACCUCGAACCGUCGAACUCACAGCCCUCGACGGCUACCAACGCGGACUUCAUCAAGUCCUCCUGCGGGGCCACCCGCUACCCGACGCUCUGCGUCCAGUGCCUCUCUGGCUACGCCGCCACCGUCCAGCAGGACUUCCGCCUGCUCGCCCGGGCCGCGCUCCAGGUCAGCCUCGACCGGGCCAACGCCGCUUGCUCCUACGUGGGCCGGCUGUCCCAGUACCACGGCAUCAAGCCCCGGGAGUCCCAGGCUGUGCAGGACUGCGUGCAGAUCGUCGGCCACAGCGUGAGCCAGUUGAGCCAGUCGAUCGACGAGCUCGGCCAGAUGGGAGGCCAGGGGACCGCGGGGACUGCAUUCGAUUGGCACAUGAGCAACUUGCAGACAUGGGUGAGCGGGGCCCUUACCGACGAGAGCACGUGCCUCGACGGGUUCGCGAGGUCAGACAUGGAUGGGAGCGUGAAGAACUCGGUGCGGGGGCAGGUGGUGGAGCUGACGCAGGUGGUGAGCAACGCGCUGGGCCUCGUGAACAGUUACGGGUCGAAGCACCGCAGGGCCAAAGGACAGCCUUAGAUCAGGGCAUCACGGUGGGAAGAUGAUAGUUCUGGGACUGGUGUAAAUGGUGAUGAGAAAGAUAAGUGUUUAGACAUACAACGUAUGUAGGAACGAGAGUUCUGCUGUUGCUGUCACGUGUUCAUGUCGUGUGAAUGUAAGAAGUUUCGUGGAAUAUGUGAAUUGCAAGAAAAGUGAUGUUUGCUCUCC
Eucalyptus grandis is the source of this 891-nucleotide messenger RNA. Its product is annotated as 21 kDa protein. Gene Ontology annotation, biological process: negative regulation of catalytic activity. The coding region runs from base 70 to 702 and encodes 210 amino acids. The record is from RefSeq and is a predicted model, not a curated record. The transcript has a single exon. Gene Ontology annotation, molecular function: enzyme inhibitor activity. Lineage: Eukaryota; Viridiplantae; Streptophyta; Magnoliopsida; Myrtales; Myrtaceae.